Molecule: messenger RNA, 2600 nt
Organism: Histoplasma capsulatum G186AR
Lineage: Eukaryota; Fungi; Ascomycota; Eurotiomycetes; Onygenales; Ajellomycetaceae
Product: RING finger domain-containing protein
Exons: 3
Coding region: 1-2424 (807 amino acids)
Cellular component (GO): cytoplasm
Molecular function (GO): zinc ion binding
Source: RefSeq, a predicted model, not a curated record
AUGAGGUUGGCAGCUUAUGCUGGGAUCCUAACGAACUUCUGCCUCUUGAUCGUCGGAUUCCUGCUAUAUGGACUUCAGAAAUUGUUAUAUGGCCCCCUCCGCCCCAUCGAAACGGAGCAGCUGUAUGAAAGGGGUUGGUUUGCCGUAACGGAAACAUGUCUUGCGAUGACCAUAUUUCGUGGAGAGAUAGGAGCUUGGUUUUUGGUCAUGUUUGUCUGCCUUUUUGUUGGUAAAAUCUGGGGAUGGAUCGGAGAGGGUCGAGUGGAAAUACUUGACCAACAACCCCCGCAACGGCCCCGUCUUUUCCAUACGCGGUUGGCACUUUCCCUGAUUUUGGCCGUCACAUUCAACACCCUUAUGCUCGAAUAUGCCGUGAAGACCGUGCUCCGCAACGCCCGACCCGACAUGAUGGUGAUGUUUGGAUUCGAGUUUGCCAUCCUAUCGAUCCUCUCGACCUCGACCGCGGCGAGAUAUGGUAUCUCCCUCUGGGAGCUAUAUGUUACCAGACAACAGCGGCAUGCGAAGAUGGAGGAACGAAGAGCAGAGAUUAGAGCAGCGAGAGCAGAAGCUAUCCAGCAACAGUCGAGCUCUGGUCCGCAGGAACUUUUAAAUACCUUACCUGGUGAGGAUGACAUUGAUGAAAUGGAGCUUGACGUUCCAGGUUGGGAGGAAAAGGGCCGAUGGAUAUUUUAUCUCGAUCUUGCAACUGACUUUCUAAAACUUGUCGUUUAUCUGUCCUUCUUUGCGAUACUUUUCACCUUCUACGGCCUACCAAUCCAUAUUCUUCGAGAUGUUGUACUUACGAUGAGGUCAUUCGGGAAGCGAGUUGUUGACUUCCUUCGUUACCGUAAUGCCACGAGGGAUAUGCAUCAACGCUACCCGGAUGCAACUGCGGAAGAUAUUGCCACAGGGGAUGUAUGUAUCAUUUGUCGCGAAGAGAUGGAGCCUUGGCCACCUGCAGCUGCUCCAAAUGGUGAAGCCGGUCCGGCUAGACCUGUUUCGGAUCGAUUACGACCGAAAAAACUUCCCUGCGGCCAUAUACUCCAUUUUGCAUGCCUUCGUAGCUGGCUUGAACGCCAACAAAUCUGUCCAACUUGCCGACGACCUGUUGCCUCAGCUGCAAUACGUCGAGAUUUCAGUGCUACGCAGGGGGUUGCAGGUCCUGGAGGCCCUGGUGGAAUGGCUAAUGGCGGUGUGGGGGCUCAAGAUCCACUUGCGGGAGUAAACCAACCUCUCGGGGCCGCCAAUGGUCAACCUGGCGAAGCUCGACCAAGAGCAUGGGUUCUCAACUUCGGGCCCAUUCGUAUCGGAUUUGGAGCUGGCCGUGGAGAUUUAUUCCAAAACUUAGCACAACAGGUUCACAAUGGCCAAGCACCACCUGCUCAGGCUGGAGGUAACCCGGACAACCUGCCAGCUGGACCGCAACAAUUUGGCUUUGGAUUUGGCUUUGAGCGACCGCCUCCAGUCCAACAACCGGCUCCAGUCCAACAAAUUCCACAACCAACCGUACCAAACGCGCAAAUCAACCUCCAGCAUACACAGGCUCAGCUUCAGCAAGUUGAGCAGCAUAUUUCACAAGUAAUUGAAAGUCUGCGGACUACGGCUGAGCAACUACAAGUGGUCCGUUUGUUACAAGCUGAAUUAACCAGACUUCGUGCUGUUCAAGCAAACGUGGCGCAUCCGCAUACACAACCACCACAUCAGCCACAUCCACAUCCACAGCCACAGCCACAGGUACCUGCUCCAGCUGUUACCCCUACUGCUAUAGCAUCAUCACAUGUUCCCUCCACUGGCACCCAAAGGCAGUUCACAUCCAAUCCACAAAUCCCUGCACUUGGCUCGGGGGAUAGUCGUCUCCCUGAAGGGCUUAGCCUGCCGCAAGGUUGGACAUUGUUACCUCUACAACAGGUUAACUAUGCGGGACAAGCAUCUACCCAAAUUUCUACUUUUCAUUCUGCAAAUCCUCCAUUCCCGACACACGCAUCACAAACGCCUAAUACUCAAUUAUCCUCCCAAACAUUACCCACUUUCACACCCUCUACUACCGAAACGACCGACCGCGGGACAUCGCUCCACCACGCGUCAUUGAACGUUGAACAGCCUAACAUGGAUUCAACUUCUUCAAACCUGGCAUUCCCAUUCUCCUCACCAAGUCAUGGAUCCCAGGCUGAGCCGGAACAGACCAGUUCGACGAGGGGCCACACUUCAGCUAGCCCCUCUUCUGCUCCUCCAGACUGGGGUUCAACAAUAUCGAACGAAACAAUUCACAAGCCUGUAGCUGCAGCGCCUGGUGAUGACACGUCACCAGCGACAGACGGAGAAGGAGACAAUAUUGAUGAGAGGCGGGAGGUGUCAGAUCAAUCGUUGUCUAAGGGCAAAUCCCGCGCAGCCACAGUAGAGGAUUACAUAGAAGAUAGUGCUUGAUAAGGCGCAAGAAAAUUCAUGACGCCAACCGUGUGUGGUAGACCAAACAAUGUGAUAAGCCAACGACAGAAGGCAGAAACAAAGAUAAUAAAAAAUAAGGAAGGAAAAUUGAACAUCAAUUGUAUAACUACCUUCUCGAUUUUAUGUAAUUGCAAUCAUCCCCUUUUUACCCUCUG